AUGGCCGAGUCUAUGGCUUCCGAAGAAAGGCCGUCCGAGCCUGCCAUCGCUCAAUCGAUUUCGCGCGCACUAGAGCACCUCCGCCCGUUUCCUCCGAUCGACCCAGCCCACCGCGGGGUUGAGCAACCAUCUCACCUGACCAGCUCAACAGCACCGGCGCAGCAGAAUGGAUCGCAAGCACACAAUAGCAAUGGACUCACCAGCGCAGCGAUCCCUCCACUCGCCACUGUCAUCGAGCGCAUCCAUGCCCGCGUCCACGCUUUCCUGAACGAGUCCCACCCGGCCGACUCACUCCUCGCCUCGGUCCAGAAGCAAACACGAAUCUCCCUAGAUGUGGUCAUCAAGUCCCUCUCCGAAUACAAAUUAUCCGAAAUGUCGCUCUCCUAUAAUGGCGGCAAAGACUGCCUUGUUCUUCUGAUCCUCUUCCUGGCCGGUCUGCACCCGUACUCCGCGCACAAGCAUACAGACCACAAGACAAUCACCGAGACAAGCACCGGCCCCGCAAGAGAAGAAGUGAUUCCCUCCAUCUACGCUCUCCCCCCGGACCCGUUCCCCUCCGUUGAAGAAUUCGUCGUCUCCUCCGCCCAAGCAUAUCAUCUCUCCAUAACGAAAUACACAACUAGCCCUCCAAAGACUACAAUUCGCACCGUCUUUGAUGAUUAUCUCCAGCGACACCCGGAUAUCAAAGCGAUAUUCGUGGGAAUACGACGGACGGACCCGCAUGGAGCGAAGCUGACGCAUUUCGACCGGACAGAUCACGGGUGGCCUGAUUUCAUGCGCAUUCACCCGAUGAUCGAUUGGCACUAUGCGGAGAUCUGGGCGUUUAUCCGACAUUUGGAUCUUGAGUUCUGCGAUCUUUAUCGACAGGGCUAUACCAGUCUGGGAGGGACUUCGGAUACCAAGCCGAAUCCGAAACUAAGGAAGGAGGGCGGAAGUGAUGCGGAAUAUCUGCCGGCGUAUGAGCUGACGGAGGAUGUGGAGGAGAGACUUGGUCGGUAUUGA
Molecule: messenger RNA, 1002 nt
Organism: Penicillium atrosanguineum
Lineage: Eukaryota; Fungi; Ascomycota; Eurotiomycetes; Eurotiales; Aspergillaceae
Product: FAD synthase
Exons: 1
Coding region: 1-1002 (333 amino acids)
Biological process (GO): FAD biosynthetic process
Molecular function (GO): FMN adenylyltransferase activity
Source: RefSeq, a predicted model, not a curated record